This is a messenger RNA of Carica papaya (papaya), 801 nucleotides long. The record is from RefSeq and is a predicted model, not a curated record. NCBI's taxonomy places the organism in Eukaryota, Viridiplantae, Streptophyta, Magnoliopsida, Brassicales, Caricaceae.
AUGGCUUCCCCUCUUGCUGCUGCUCUCUGUUCUGCUAGUAGUGAUGAAGAAAGUGAUGGAGUCAAAAAAGCAGCAUCCUCCAGGGCUGCCCCUCAUUGUUUUACUCCUUUUGGCCAAUACUGGAAAGAGGUCCGCAAGAUUAGCGUCCAUGAGCUUUUCAGCAACAGUAGAGUCCAGUCAUUUAGGUACAUUAGAGAGGAAGAUGUUGCUUCACUCAUUCAAUCAAUCUCCCAAUCUGCUGCUUUUAAGUCCCCUGUGGAUUUAACCGAGAAGCUGCUCACGGGUCUCCCUGGUAGACUCCGAAAGAAUGCACAAGCACUGGAUGCUUUUCUGCAAGAGACAAUUGAUAAAUAUGAAGGACAUAAAGUAGAAGAAGGGAACGAGGAUAUCAUUGAUGUGCUCUUAAAGAUAGAGAAGCAGCAGAAGGAACAAGAGACCUGGAGACUUCACCCACCAGGUCCACUUCUAACUCUAAGAGAGGUCACGUUCGGAUUUGAGGUCAACGGUUACAAGAUAUACCCAAAGACCAGAAUCCAUGUUAACGUAUGGGCCAUCGGACGAGAUCCCAAGAUUUGGAAGGACCUAGAAAAGUUUUUGCCGGAGAGAUUUGCAGGAAGCUUGAUUGAUUUCAACGGACAACACUUUGAGUUGUUGACGUUCGGUGGAGGAUGCACAGGUUGUCCCGGUAUGAACAUCGCAUACACAACGCUGCGACUUGCACUUGCAAAUCUUUUAUAUCAUUUUGAUUGGAAAUUACCAGAAGGGUUGAGCAAGAAAGAUAUCAACAUGGAGGAAGCUUAG